AUGGCUUUAUCCCCAUUGCUGCUCACGUCGUGGGACUACAUCUUCGUGGGUGGCGGGCUUUCGGCGUCAGUCGUCGCACAUAGAUUGAACGAGCGAGACCAGCAACUCAAGAUCCUCGUUGUCGAAGCCGGACCAGAUGCAAAUAACGCUGCCGACAUUGUUUAUCCCAACUCGACUAACCUCAUCGGUGGUGAGUAUGACUGGAAGUACAUCACCAUCAAUCAAACGAACUUGGAUGACCGGACUGUAAACUAUCCCGCCGGUAAAGCUCUAGGUGGAGGCACAGUUAUCAAUCGAAGCGGGUGGGUGAGGGGUGACAAAUUUGAUUUGGACCAGUGGGGCGAGUUGGUGGGUGACACUCGAUGGAGCUACGACGGUAUGCUUCCGUACAUAAGAAAGACGGAAAAGUUCUGGAGUGACACUAUCAACACCGAGCAGCAUGGCCUUACGGGGUUAGCUUCCAUCCAAUCCGAGACGUCUACGAAUCGAAAGUAUCCCAUGCGCGAGUAUGUCCGUCGUUCGUGGAACGAUCUAGGGAUAGAGGCUCGCCCUGGGCUCGAUAGCAACGCAGGAGACCCAUUGGGCAUGGGAGAGGUCCAGGAGAACCGAGUGAACGGCCGUAGAGAGAUUGCGGCAGCUAUUUACUCGCUCCAUAAUGUCACCGUUCUUACCGAAACUCUCGUCGAGAAGGUUCUGUUCAAGAAGACACGCGACGGACUCUCCGCCAUUGGUAUCAAGCUUCGGAAUGGAACCGAGAUCCACGGCCAAGAAGUGAUCCUCUCAGCCGGUGCGAUCCGUUCCCCGCAGAUACUCAUGCUCUCUGGCGUUGGACCCGCUGACGAGCUGGAGAAGUUUAACAUACCGGUUCUGCUAGACCAGCCCGCAGUCGGCGCGAAUCUUGCGGACCAUGGACUUUUCGCACACUCGUGGAAGCUCAAGGACCCGUCUGCUGGCUGGUGUCCAGGCUCAGGAAAUCCCCUUUUCCAACAACCACAGUAUGGAUGGGGCACUGCAGCCGACUUUAUCGUUUCGACCGAUGUGCCCAAGGAUGGUCUUGCAGCUGCCAUCGCUGCAGAUGAAGGCGUCGAUCCCGACCCUGCCACUCACCCGCUGCUUCGCCGCCGCACUUUUGCUGAGCAUCUGUUCAUGUAUGGCGGUUCGGCCAACGGCUCGGUUGUUUCGUGGGGACUGAUCAGCCUGCUGGCCACGUCGCGUGGAUCUGUCAAACUAUCGUCAGCAAGUAUCCAAGACCCCCCUCUCAUCGAUCCUAACUUCCUCGGCACUGCAGUCGAUCGCUACGUUGCUCGCGAAUCUCUGAAGCUCCAGAUUCAGUUCGCAGGAAGCAAUAAGACUGUCGUGGGCAGAGACAUUAUUGCUAGAGAGGUUGGCGCCCCGGGGUUUAGUAAAGUAUUGUCAGUAGACUCGACCGACGCUGAAAUCGACGCUCGUCUUCGGGCUGGAAUGGGAACUAGCUACCACCCGAUGGGAUCCCUUGCCAUGGGUAGCGUAGUUGACACGGAUCUCAAGGUGCGAGGCAUCCAGCACCUGCGUGUUGUUGAUACAUCAGUGUUCCCGGUCGUCCCCACCGGCCACUUGCAAGUAACAACGUAUGCCAUGGCUGAACAAGCGGCGGUGAUCAUCUACGAAGGCCGUUCAACACCGAAUAAAACCGUCUGCCAGCCGACUUGA
This is a messenger RNA of Xylaria bambusicola, 1689 nucleotides long. Its product is annotated as alcohol oxidase. The transcript has 4 exons. NCBI's taxonomy places the organism in Eukaryota, Fungi, Ascomycota, Sordariomycetes, Xylariales, Xylariaceae. Bases 1 to 1689 code for a protein of 562 amino acids. Gene Ontology annotation, molecular function: flavin adenine dinucleotide binding; oxidoreductase activity, acting on CH-OH group of donors. The record is from RefSeq and is a predicted model, not a curated record.